UCUAUGGCAUUCUGUCCAAUGUUCGUUCUAUCCAUCAGAUCAGUCACGAGACAAAUGUAAUAAAAAUUGAAAAAUACGUCUUUAAAAAACUACAAAACUUUAAUUCAUAUUAUAGUUGUAGCUAAAGAUGGCCUGCAUGUGUUGUUUCAAAAAAUGUUUUCAUUAGUUUCAUCUGGUCUCUUGUGAAAGGCUGGUGUCAAAGUACGCUUUAACUAAUGAAUGAUGCAGUCUAUUUUCUGGACAGGGAGACUGCUAUCACGUGCUUUACGAAAUGGACUUUCGAAUUUCUCAAGUGCUACUGAAUUGAACGUUUCGUCGACAAAGCACCCUUAUUUAGUAUCAGUGGUGUGUGGUUUUCCUAAAGACAUUGCUAAUGGAAGAACGCGCAAAGGACAGUUCGGUGACGACGCAUGGUUCUCCACAAAUUCCAGCAACGCGGAUGUUAUUGGUGUGGCAGACGGUGUAGGAGGAUGGCGUGCUUACGGCAUCGACCCUGGCGAGUUCUCUUCGUACCUCAUGAGGACGUGCGAGAGGCUCGUCCAAAUGGGACACUUCAAGAUGUCAGAGCCAGGGGACCUGCUGGCUAAGUCCUAUUACGAAUUAUUGGAACAUAAAAAACCAAUACUAGGAAGCAGUACAGCGUGCGUGAUGAUCCUAGACCGGUCGGAGAGCGUGAUGCGCGCCGCCAACAUCGGUGACAGCGGGUACAUGGUAGUCCGUGGAGGCCGCAUUGUUCACCGGUCGCACGAACAGCAGCACUACUUCAACACGCCUUACCAGCUCAGCUUGCCGCCGCCCGGACACGACCGGAAUGUGCUAAGUGACAGGCCAGAAUCGGCGGAGACGUCAGAAUUCGCAGUGGAGUGCGGUGACGUGAUCCUAGUGGCGACUGACGGCGUGUUCGACAAUGUGCCCGAGCCAGUCCUAGUUGCAGAGAUGAGGCGUGCUCAGGGCCUCGCGGGCGAGACCAAGAGGCUGCAGGCCGUCGCCAACUCCAUCGCGUGGAUGGCGCGCAACCUCUCCUUCGACGGCUGCUACAUGUCGCCCUUCGCGAAGAGCGCGCGACAGAACGGCAUUGAUGCCAUUGGGGGAAAACCGGACGACAUAACGGUGCUACUUGCUAUCGUAGCGCUAUGAAAAUGUCCUAUGUGAUUUAUGUAGCUAGAUUCUAGGUACAUUUUUUGUUCAAGAUUACUACAAAAUUUAGUUAAAUAAUAGUGAUAACAACGAAGCCAAAAAUAUGUUUGGACCCUUUUCUGUAAUUGAUCUGUAAUUAUUUUUGAAUGUCUUUGGUUAUAAGUGAAGGAGGUGCCCACAUUUGAUUCUUCGCGAUUUAUUAUAUGAGACAGAUGUGUUUCUGAUUUCUGGAAAUCUGUUUUAUAUGUAUAUUUGACAUUUAAUUGUUACUUGUGCAUAGUAAUGUGUAAAUACUUUUUGUACUAUAUGACGUCAAUUUUGUAAUAAUAGAUAUUUCUGUAUGAUCUCAAAAGUUGUUUGUAUGUUUUAUUACUGUACAGGGCCAGGCCAUGGAGCCGUUCACUGGUCACCUCCUAAACUUGAUUCUGUCUACUUAUGUUAGUUGUGAAAUAGAAUUGUUUAUUCAGAGAUCACGCGAUGUGACGCCAUGAUCUGAAUGUUGUGCUUCUAAAUUAUUGUGAUUUACAUGAAGCUGCUGAUGUUAUAAUGCUGGAAAGAAAGUGUACAUUACUUGUUGAAAGAUUUACGUGAAUUUUGAAUGUAAUUGGGUCAACGAAAGUUAUCCGUGACCGACAUUAGCAAUCGUUGAAAAACAGACCUACUUCUACUAUCUGUUAUUUUAUGAUUGUACACAAACUCGCAAAAAUGUCAUAUUAUAUUAUGUAACUGACUUAAAUGGUGUACAAAAGAUAUAUGGGUACACUAAGUUUGUAUAAUCGAUAUUGCGAUCAAUUAAAAUUGUUGAUGCGAUCGAAAAAUACUAAUCAUGCAGAGAUUUCCGAAAUCGCAAAACUUAGUUUAACAUUUGAAUGUGGUCGUACAAUCCGGUAACGCAGACAGUAUACAGUAAUAAUAUGUCGAUUGUAAGCAAUGUAUAGUCAGUCUCAAAGGGUCAACGCAUUGUGUACUAGAUAACAUCAUCUUUUUUCUCUUUAUAUUAAAAGUAUAUGAACAAAAUCUUUACCCUGACAAAACAAAAACGAUUUCUUAUAGGUUCCAUUUUAACGAUUUUAGCUUUGUUGGCCCAAAUGUAAAAAUAGUAGUAGUAUAAUAGUUUUAUUAUUGUGUGAUUUCAAAGUGGACGAGUAUGUCUUUCUGAAAUAUUUAAUUUUACAAUCAACUGUGUUUUUGUGGAAUUGAGUGUGAGAGUUUGAAUGAAGACUGAAUACAACUAGAUAUACUGUUCUUGUUGUUACUAGUAGUUUUAAUAAUGUUACGAAACUAUAUUUGAAACGAUCACAACUAACGGUUCUAUAUAAGACACUUUAUGUUCUUUUUAUAAAUUUUUAUGUAAAUUAUAUGUGUAUUGAUUGUAUGUUUCAUUUUUUCUACAAGUAAAUUAAACCUUUGUCGCAGCUGCUACUACAUUUUGGAUACAUUUUAGACUGCUAAAAUUAGAAAUCAUUGUAAUCAUUCAUUAGCUGCAUUAAUUCUUUUUAAGGUGCAUUUUAUUAUUAUUUUUAAUAAUAGAAUAAAUUAUGUGACGGAUAAAACGUUACAAACAUUAUUCAAUUGAAUAGCUCAGUCGAUAUGUAUAGCAAGCAGAACCUAAACUGGUAACCUAUUGACUUGGCGUUCUAUUGUAUUGUCAUAUUGUUGAGUCUUGAGUUUCGUUUUAACCGUGACAUUAAUCUUCAAGCAAUUUCCGAGUUAACAACUACAUAUAUACUUUAUUAUUCUUUCUAGAUCCAAAAUUGGUUGUUAGCCUUCGCUUAAAAUGUUUGUAUAUAAAUAAAAAUCAUUAGCGUAGCAAAGUUAAAAGAUGACUCGUCUUUUAAAUGUAUGUCAAGGUACUGUAAGUAGUCACUGAUCAAACGCUUAUCGUCGUUACAUUUCGACUCGGACUUAUCAACUCUGUGUUAUUUAAAUUUCACCAUGAUAUUGUGUGAAAAUAGAAUAAACAAUUCUGAUUAUGAUUA
Helicoverpa zea (corn earworm) is the source of this 3116-nucleotide messenger RNA. Its product is annotated as protein phosphatase PTC7 homolog. NCBI's taxonomy places the organism in Eukaryota, Metazoa, Arthropoda, Insecta, Lepidoptera, Noctuidae. The record is from RefSeq and is a predicted model, not a curated record. The transcript is spliced from 5 exons. The coding region runs from base 220 to 1137 and encodes 305 amino acids.